AUGGAGGAGGCGGAGAAGGCGGCGCUGGCGCUGGACGGCGUGGUGUACACAAACUACCGGGAGGUUCGCACCACAGCCAAGAAGGGCGCCGGGAAGUUCCUGAAGUUUUUCCUGAUCGACGACAGAGAGCGUGAGGUGCUCGCAGCCACGGCCGAGGACCAGGGCGAUGCACACUACCUGUACAAGAAUGCAAAGGGUUUCACGCAGCAUGGCAAGCUGGAGUCGCACAACAGGAAGGAGGUCAUCAUGUGGCUGGAGAAGAUCAUACGUGAAUCCCCAUUCCAAGUCAACAACAAGCAAGAGGAAGAGGAUUUGAAGCUGCUGCCCACAGAGGACCACCCAGAGGGCCUCUAUUUUGUGGAUCAAAGGCAGGAGCGCAUAACGUGCCCUGACGGCCGUAAGUCCAACAAAUUUUUUCUCAUCGACCAGUAUGGCGUGGAGCACUUGGCGGUGGUGGGCGAGGAGAGUCAUGCGAGGGAUGGGCACUAUCACUACAUCGCACACGAGCCCUUCGCCUCCGCUUCCCCCUUGAGCAGCCGCAACGCCAACGGCGUGUACCACUGGCUGGAGCAGUGGCUGUCGCACAACGCCCUGACGGCCGCGGAGGAGGAGGCGCAGGGCGCGCCCGUGGGUCAGGCGCCUUCCGAGGAGUGCCCGCGGGCCCGGCCGCGGUCGGUGGUGCUGGAGAUGGGCGACUGGGGCGACGGCGAGGGCAAGGCCAUGCCGCCCAGGAUGCUGGACCUGUCGAGGCUCACGGGGACGAGGAAAAGGUUGACAGGCGCAGCUGAGGCGAGCCACCAGAAAAGGAUGAAGCUGAUGCACUCAGCGGAGGCCGCGGCAGCUGAGGAGCUGCAGGCAGCGUGGCUGCAGGAGAGGCGGAUGGCAGCAGGGGCGGAUGCUGAGGCGCGCAAGGCAGAAGCACUGUCCUCGUUGGCAUGGCUAAAGGAGGCACCUUCAGACGACGAGGUCACCACUGUGGAGUAUUGGCACAGCAUCCUAAGGGAAAUGGUGGAGGCAUGGGAAGCUGAGGAGAAGCUGCAGGAUGGGGACGUUGAGAGCAUGGAAGUGGACAUUGUGCCCGAGUCACCAUUCUCAAGCCCUGAUGCCUCGGCCCCCCCAGCCAUUCCUUGCCACCCCAACCCCAAGAGCCGCCACUGGCUAAGGCUAUGUCUUGAGGCCCUCAAGGAGGUGGGCACGAUGUACAUGCCUCUCAAGCUCAUGUCGCAGACCGGCAUCAUGUCCACCGUCACCAAGCUGAAGGACCAUCCAAACAGCAGCAUCUCAAGGUACUCCCAGUACAUUGCGCUUCAAUGGCGCACUCAGAUGCUGGCACACUGCCGCACCCUGUUGGACCCUGCCAUCUUGAGUGACCCCGUGGGAGAUCUGGAAGAGGCGUUGCUAAGUGGCUCCCUCGCGCCACCCAUGCUGGGCCCCAAGGACCCACCCCCCGCUGCCCGCAGAUUGAAGUGUGCCGCAGCAUUUGAGGCCGAAGGCCGCAACACACCAAGUGGGAGGCUUGAGGGAGGUACAGGAGGCAGCAAGGAAAGGGCAGGGGAUGCUGAUCCCGAGCAGGCGCAGCGAGGCACUGUCACAAAGUCAGGGGAUGACUGCAGCCACUGUGAAGCUGACACCACACAUGAUCAGCCUUCAGAAAUUGGGAAAGAUGCGUCCCCAGAUAUUGCCGACGUCACAGAAGUGGAAGGAACAGCACAUGAAGGAGAAAAUGGUGCAUUGGAUGAUGGAGAUGAAGGGACUGCCAUGGAGGAGGAAGAAGUGAAGGCUGAUGGGGGCGAAUCUGACAUUGGUACCGAUUCGGAUGACAACGAUGGGGAUUGCCCUAUGGCUGGCAGUGAGUCUCCAGGGCAACAAGAGAGCCCCACAGCAGAUGGCUUGGUGGAUGGGGUAUCAGUGGACCCCAGGGAAGGCGGCCAGGGAGAGCAGGAUGAAGCCCACCGAGGCGAGCUGCGCAGCAGGAUCGCCUCCAAGGAACUUCCCAGGACGACGAGCGCGUCAGAGGGCCCACGCAACACCGAGGCGGACGGCGACGAGUCUGACUUGGGCCUUCUGCUCGCGGACAUCCCAGAGGAGUUCUUUCCGGAAGACGAAGAAGUGUCGGGCCGAGACAGUGGUGACUGA
Ostreobium quekettii is the source of this 2136-nucleotide messenger RNA. Lineage: Eukaryota; Viridiplantae; Chlorophyta; Ulvophyceae; Bryopsidales; Ostreobiaceae. The record is from the annotation of a GenBank genome assembly.